UUAGGGUUUGAUUGUAUUUUACUUUUAUGAAUUAUCGAAUUUUAUUGAUUUUAAUCUUGUAGCUCCAAAUUUUAUUAUAUAAUAGUUUUUCCUCAUUGCUAUUUCCUUUUCCAUUGUUUAAAUUGGUAAUAUGUGAGUUCAAUUUGAUAUAUAUUCGGUUGGAUUACUGUAUAAUGUUAGGAUCUAGGUCUAGGUUCAUCACUAUCUAGCUCCUCAAAGUGUGAUGUGAAGCAAUGGCUUGUAAAUUGUAGUUUAUCAUCUGUUCAUAUUCUAUAGUUAUCGCUUGAGUUUCAGCUUAGUUGUUAUUGACUGAAUGAUUGAAAUAAUUAACUCUAUAAGCUGUUAUUUCGUAAAUGCUUGGUUGUUGUUUUCUGCAAGUUGAUCUAAUUGCUAAGGUCUUGGUCUUCGAGGCUGGUGCACAAUAAAAAAAAGGUACUAAACAAGUCUUUUCUGGUAAGAUACUGAGUUUGCCUGCGUGAUUGAUGUUAUUACUUUAGUUUGUGAUUUCUGGACUAACAUGGUCAAUAUCGAAAUAGACUAGUUUCAUGUAUGUGUUUAUUGCAGUGGUUUCAUUCUCAUGGGAGAUGUUGUAGAAAAUGGAAAAAGGUCCAAGUGAACUAAUCAAUUGGUCCGACUUAGAGUCUGGCCAUGUGACUUACUAGGUCUUUGAGUUAUGGUUUAUUGACUUUGCUCUUCAUGAUGCCUUCCUUUCAUCAUCCUCAACUUUAAGAGGGAUUAAAUUGAAAAUUUUAAGGAGAUAUUAUUCUCCAUGAGGCACUUUGCUUGAUGAUUCUACUUGUAUGAAGAACAUGGUUGUGGGAUCACCUUGCUACUGGAGAUCAUGGGGGUCGAGUGGUUUAAUUUGAAAGGACUGACACUUGAGAUCAUGUUGGACAUCGGAGAGAUCUAGAGAAGAUGGAUUAUCCAAUCAAUUGGCACCCGGAGUUUCAUUAUAAAACAGAGUUUCAGAGCCCUGAACCUGAGAGUUUGACCAUCUCAAAAGCUUGGAAAUUGAGGAGAAAAUUAACAAAAUUAGGUGGUGCCAGCCAGCUAAUGGUGCUCUGUUUCUUUUGUCUACAAAUGACAAAACAAUCAAGUUCUGGAAGUGAUGGUGAAACUUUUAUUUCGGCUGAUGACCCGCAAAUUAAUCUCUGGAACUUGGAAAUUAGUCACCAAAGUUUUAACAUUGUUGAUGUGAAGCCUGCAAACAUGGAGGAUUUGACUGGUGAGAAUCCUUUUGUAAAUGGCAAUUGUGGAUCUCUUUGGAAUUUUCAUUUAUUUUUAUCUUCUGUUGCUUAUGGGUUGAUUCUGGUGUAACCUUAGCUCUUAGCUUUACUUUCUGUGUUUUGGCUCUCUAUUUGCAAAUUUUUCUUC
Durio zibethinus is the source of this 1374-nucleotide messenger RNA. NCBI's taxonomy places the organism in Eukaryota, Viridiplantae, Streptophyta, Magnoliopsida, Malvales, Malvaceae. The record is from RefSeq and is a predicted model, not a curated record.